Molecule: messenger RNA, 1203 nt
Organism: Aaosphaeria arxii CBS 175.79
Lineage: Eukaryota; Fungi; Ascomycota; Dothideomycetes; Pleosporales
Product: Brix-domain-containing protein
Exons: 3
Coding region: 73-1050 (325 amino acids)
Biological process (GO): ribosomal large subunit assembly; maturation of LSU-rRNA from tricistronic rRNA transcript (SSU-rRNA, 5.8S rRNA, LSU-rRNA)
Cellular component (GO): nucleolus
Molecular function (GO): rRNA binding
Source: RefSeq, a predicted model, not a curated record
GCCCGCCGAACUUUUUGAGAUUGCUAGGACUCGAGAACAAAUAUCGUACCCUCGCUAUAUCACAACGCCAAGAUGUUGAAGACAGCCAAACCCAAAAAUGCUCGCGCAAAGCGUGCCAUGGACAAGCGUGCGCCGCAGCAGCAUGAGAACCCCAAGACAACCCUCUUCCUCAGCGCAACCAAGACCUCUGAAGUCCUGAAAUUAGUCGUGUCGGACUUGGUCUCAUUGAAACGCCCGUUCGUCGAGAGAUUUACUAAGAAGAACGACAUCCAUCCUUUUGAAGAUGCAACUUCUCUCGAAUUCUUCUCCAACAAGAACGAUACUUCCCUCCUUGCUCUUAGCAGUCACUCGAAGAAGCGCCCUCAUUGCAUCACCCUCAUUCGAACAUUCGACUACAAGAUCCUAGACAUGCUCGAGCUCUAUGUCAACCCGGACACAUUCCGCCAGCUCAGCCAAUUCAAGAACGGCAAACCCGCAAUUGGAAUGAAGCCCAUGCUUUCUUUCCACGGCACAGCCUUCGAGUCUCCCACGGAGACCAAGUAUACUCUCGCAAAGUCCCUGUUUCUUGACUUCUUCCGAGGCCAGGACACUAACGAGGUGGACGUGUCGGGACUCCAAUAUAUCAUCUCAAUUUCUGCUGAAGAGGAGGAGGAGGGUCUCCCUUCCCCAAAGAUCCACCUCCGAGGCUACUUGAUCAAGACCAAGCGCAGCGGGCAGAAGCUCCCACGAGUGGAAGUCGAAGAGAUGGGACCGCGCAUGGAUUUCACCGUCGGCCGUGAGAGGUUCCCUGACCCCGACAUGCUGAAAGAGGCGAUGAAGAAACCCAAGGGCGCAGAGCCAAGGACGAAGAAGAACAUCGAUAUGGACAUCAUGGGUGACAAGGUCGGCAAGAUCCACGUCGGAAAGCAGGACCUCGGCAAGAUGCAGACCAGGAAAAUGAAGGGAUUGAAGCGCGGCAGGAACGAGAGCGAUGGUGAGGAUGACGCGACCAUGGUUGAGGAGGCGUCCGAUGAUGAGGAAGGCCGAACGCCGAAGAAGGGCAAAGUCUGAUUGCUACUGUACGGUCAAAAAAAAGGCAGCAUGGCAUAUGGCGUUCAGGCAUUUCGGGGGCGUUCUUCGAUGAUAUACCACCAUUCGCAUGGUCGAUGUUAAAAUCAUUUAUGUUCUAUCUGGAUAACAAAAGAACUUACUACCGUUUCGUGC